CAUCGAAGCUGCGUCGAAGAAGCUUUCGUUUUUUGACUACGCCGUGUAAUAUUACGCCCAACAUAGUGAGCCGAGAUGGCGUUAGUUGGUUAGCUUUCCAAGGAGCCAAAUGACACAAACUCUUGACUAGCUAGCUAGCCUCUGUGAGGUUCAGGUUAGCUUGGGCUUCGUGGGUUGGUGAUGUGGAAGUGUCACGUUGAACCUUUAACCUUUACAACAGUACUGAGCUACAAUUCACUAUAUAUGGUAUUUUUAAAGGAACCCUCCCUGUACACCGUGAAAGCAAUUCUCAUUCUGGACAACGAUGGAGACAGACUUUAUGCCAAGUAUUAUGAUGACACAUACCCCACAGUGAAGGAACAGAAAGCGUUUGAGAAGAACAUAUUCAACAAAACACACAGGACAGACAGUGAGAUAGCAUUACUGGAAGGCCUCACGGUUGUCUACAAGAGCAACAUUGACCUCUUCUUUUAUGUGAUUGGAAGUUCACAUGAAAAUGAGCUUAUGCUCAUGGCUGUUCUGAACUGCCUUUUUGACUCUCUCAGUCAGAUGUUGAGAAAAAAUGUUGAGCGCAGGGCAUUGUUGGACAAUAUGGAGGGGCUCUUCCUCGCUGUGGAUGAAAUUGUAGAUGGAGGGGUGAUUCUCGAAAGUGACCCUCAGCAAGUUGUUCACCGUGUGGCCCUCAGAGGGGAUGAUGUGCCUUUGACUGAGCAGACCGUUACCCAGGUUCUCCAGUCUGCUAAAGAACAGAUCAAGUGGUCGCUUCUACGGUAGUCGCAGCAGAAGAGCCACUUGCUGCACGGCUCGGUCGUCAUGGCACUGAUCCACAUCCUCCUUUUCCUCUUCUGCAAUCACUGCUGUGAGCUGGCCAAUCUUGUCACACCUCAUUCAACUGUUCUCUCCUUUUUAAAAAUCCUCUCUGUACAGCUCGCUGUGUGGCACGUAGAAUAGCGGGAUCAAUGAAGGUCUACAUUCCCGUAUCUGGGCUGAACUGCUCUCUUUGUAUUUUUUCAUGAUGAAAACCAGCAGAUCUCUCCAUGAUCCUUGUCAACCCAGCUGGUGACAACAUUCCAUGCAUCCCAUUUUGUUCUUAUUAUUCGUUGAUCUUUUGUACUGUAAUGUCAUCACUGGUUACAGGUUUAUUUCAUUUUGCCUUCUUUUGUCAUCAGACAAUUUCAAUAAAAGUUUGUUGAUGCGAGCUAACAUUUUAUUAUCGCAAAUUGUGUAGUUGUUUUGAACAAAACCUCAUUUUAUGCCCAUAAUGAUGUGAGCCAUUAAACUAGAUUGGCACUACCAGA
Molecule: messenger RNA, 1298 nt
Organism: Phyllopteryx taeniolatus (common seadragon)
Lineage: Eukaryota; Metazoa; Chordata; Actinopteri; Syngnathiformes; Syngnathidae
Gene: copz1
Product: COPI coat complex subunit zeta 1
Exons: 9
Coding region: 181-774 (197 amino acids)
Biological process (GO): intra-Golgi vesicle-mediated transport; retrograde vesicle-mediated transport, Golgi to endoplasmic reticulum; intracellular protein transport
Cellular component (GO): COPI vesicle coat
Source: RefSeq, a predicted model, not a curated record